Molecule: messenger RNA, 1888 nt
Organism: Microcebus murinus (gray mouse lemur)
Lineage: Eukaryota; Metazoa; Chordata; Mammalia; Primates; Cheirogaleidae
Gene: HEMGN
Product: hemogen
Biological process (GO): cell differentiation; regulation of osteoblast differentiation
Cellular component (GO): nucleoplasm
Source: RefSeq, a predicted model, not a curated record
CUGCAAUUGGUUGAGGCAACAACUAUUGGCUGAAUGUAUACCACGUACCAAGUCCUCUGGCAGACACCAGGAGCUGAACCAUUUGGAAGGCCGCAAUGCCAGCAGUGGUCCCUUUUGGGCAGGGACUGAUCUACACUCUAAACUCCAAGUCAGGGAAUAGAAUCUACUGGAAACAGGGUGUUGAAGUUUCCAAACAAAUGAGGCUACAUCUAGUACUGCCAGGAAAGCUACAACUCCAAGAGGUGAAGAAUUAGCUAAAAUAGGAGAGGCUAGUAUUCAACUACAGACCUUGUGCGUUUAGGCUGCUUGUGGAAGUCAGACCAAAUAGCAGGAAGGCAUUGCAGCAAGAUGGAUUUGGGAAAGGACAAAUCUCAUGUGAAGUACCGUCAGACAUCUGAUCCUCAUCAAGAAGAGAACCAUACUCCAGAAGUCACUGGACGUUGGAGGUUGCGAAACAGAGAACAACUCAGAAAAAGAACAGCUGAAUCACAAGGAAAUCAGACUUCACAAUGGCACUUUGGCAGAGAACAGAAAAAACGCAAGUUGCAGAGAACAGGAAAAGGAAAUCAAAGAGGCAGAAAGAGACAACAAAAUACAGAACUGAAGGUGGAACCUCAGUCACAAAUAGAAAAGGAAGUUAUGGAACAAGCACUGGCACCUACAGAGAAAGAAACCGAGCUACCUGGGAGUGUGAGUGAAGCUCUUCCUUCAGUAGCCUCCCCGCAAAAAGUUGUGCCCAAGGAACAUUUUUCUGAAACACAUCAAGAAAGCAUUAUAAAUCAGGAAAAUUCUUCUGAGUACCAAGAAGUAGUAGUACAAAACCAUUCUUCUGAAACAUGCGAGCAAAUGGCUGAACCUGAAAACCACACUCCUAAAAUGUGUCAAGAAAUAGCUAUACAUGAAGACCAUACUCUCAAAAUGUGCCAGGAUACAGCUAAACCUGAAGGCCUCACUCCUAAAAUGAGUCAAGAAAUAACUGUACUUCAAGACCAUUCUCUCAAAAUGGGCCAGGAUACAGCUAAACCUGAAGACCACACUCCUAAAAUGAGUCAAGAAACAACUAUACUUCAAGACCAUUCUCUCAAAAUGUGCCAGGAUACAGCUAUACCUGAAGACUACACUCCUAAAAUGUGCCAAGAAACAGCUGUACCCAAAGCUCUUCCUUGUACAACCUCUGAUGCCAUAUCUGACCUGGAGGGAUGCUCUCCUGAAGCAUACCCCAAACCAGAUGUGCCUACAACUCCUGACAUGUACCAAAACCCAGGUGAACUGGAGCAAUACAAUGCUGAAUCAGUUCAAGAAACAGCUGAGAAUGAAGAUUUCUUUCCCAAAACACAAGAAAUAGCUGUGCCCAAAGACCUUUCUACAAAAACAUACCCAGAAACAGUUGAAUCUGAAUACUCUUCUCAUGAAACAUAUAAAGAAAUUACUGUGCCUGCAGCCCCCUCUCAUAAAACAAUCCAAGAAACACCUCAGCCUGAAGAAUAUUCACCUGAAACAUAUCAAGAAACCCCUGGACCUGGAAAAUAUUCACCUAAAAUAUACCAAGAAACAUCUGGGCUCCAAGUAUGUUCACCUGAAAUAAACCAAGAAACACUGGGGCCUGAAAACCUCUCUACUAAGAUGUAUGAAAAUAAGGUCGUGCCUAAAGAAUGCUUUCCAGAACCAUACCAAGAAAUCAGUGGGCCCCAAGGCCAGGAUCCUAAAGUACACCAGAAAGAUGCUAACGACGUCUAUUCUUUUCCUCAAGAUAUGAAAGAAAAACCCAAAGCAGAAGAACCAGCAACUCUGAACAUUCCUCAAGAGAUUUCUCCAGAAAAUGAUGUCUACAGUUAUGUUUUGUUUUAACAUUGCUCAACCAUAAAGUUGUAGUCCAAUGGAAUAUACA